AUGAACGGAUCUUUAAUCACAGCUACAGAAUUUAUUAUUGGUGGAAUCCCUGGUCUUGAAAGUUAUGAAAAAGAAUUGUUUGCAUUAUUUUUGAUCAUUUAUGUAUUUACCUUAUUAGGAAACGUAUGCGUUAUCGUGCUGAUCGUGGCUGACCGCAGAUUGCACACUCCUAUGUACUUUUUUAUCGCUAAUUUGUCUCUUGUCGAUUUAGUGACCACGACAACAGUGAGUCCGAAAAUGUUAUCCGCGUUCCUGCUUCACGACAACAUAAUUUCAUAUUCGGCGUGUUUCCUACAGAUGUAUGUCUUUCUUUCGUCGGAGUGCACGGUUUGUUUCAUGCUGGCGGUGAUGGCAUUUGACCGUUAUGUCGCAAUAUGCAAUCCCUUGCGUUACAGUAGCAUUAUAACUAAUAAGACAUGCAUUCUCCUAGCCGGCGGUACUUGGUUGUCAGGUUUUAGCUACCCGGCAGUCUCGGUUUAUCAGACUCUUCAUCUGCAAUUCUGUGGCCCAUACACGAUUCCUUAUUGCUUCUGCGACUUUCCCCCCGUGUUGCUGCUGGCGUGUUCGGACACCAGCUCAGUCAUCCAGCUUGGACUUACUCUUGCGCUAGUAGGAAUUAACUUCCCAUUUGUGUUCGUGGAUGUUUCCUAUUCGAAAAUCUUAAUCUCGAUUCUUAAAAUUGCAUCCAGAGAUGGUCGGCGGAAAGCCUUUCUUACGUGCAGCUCACAUCUGCUUUCGGUGUUUACCUUUUACGUAUCCAGCGCUUUUAUGUACGCACUCGUCAGAUCUGAAGCAGUUUCUCUCCAGGCAAGAACGCUCAUCACUCUGUCCUACGCUGUAUUUUUACCCAUGAUUAACCCCUUGAUUUAUAGCUUUAGGAAUAAAGACAUUAAAAACGCUAUAAGGAAACUGUUGUAUGGAUCUGUAAGUCCUUUUCCCUAA
Polypterus senegalus (gray bichir) is the source of this 942-nucleotide messenger RNA. Its product is annotated as olfactory receptor 2AT4-like. Lineage: Eukaryota; Metazoa; Chordata; Cladistia; Polypteriformes; Polypteridae. Bases 1 to 942 code for a protein of 313 amino acids. Gene Ontology annotation, molecular function: G protein-coupled receptor activity; olfactory receptor activity. The transcript has a single exon. Gene Ontology annotation, biological process: G protein-coupled receptor signaling pathway. Gene Ontology annotation, cellular component: membrane. The record is from RefSeq and is a predicted model, not a curated record.